Argentina anserina (silverweed cinquefoil) is the source of this 2135-nucleotide messenger RNA. RefSeq names its product pentatricopeptide repeat-containing protein At2g30100, chloroplastic. Gene Ontology annotation, molecular function: protein binding. Bases 322 to 1821 code for a protein of 499 amino acids. The record is from RefSeq and is a predicted model, not a curated record. The transcript is spliced from 2 exons. Lineage: Eukaryota; Viridiplantae; Streptophyta; Magnoliopsida; Rosales; Rosaceae.
UGUGUGUGUCAAACACCAGUGGUGGCAAAGCUCGGCCAUUUCAGUAUCACCUCACAAUUCCAAAACCCCCCUAAACCAACUACAACGACGCUUUUGGAUCAUAUCCAAAACCCUCCUUCUCCUUCACAUUUCAGAUUCUCAGGAAUCUAAGGGUAUCCAUUAGCUUCGAAACCCUGCUCUCUUCCUUCAAUUCGUCUCAAAGGGUAUGCUUUACUCCACCUCAAUUUUACUUUACCUCAAUGAUUAGCCUACCUUAAUUUCUAGGGUUUUAGACUUUCAAUUUGGUUUCGUUGAAUUGAAUUGGGGAUUUGGGGGGAGACGAUGGCCUCUGCUCAAGGCCUCGCUUCGUUGACCCAGACGUGUAUCGCAGCCAGACGACACCGUUUCGGCGGCGGCGGGGUUUCAGGGAAAGCUUGUCCUAGGGUUUGUAGUGUUAGUUUGAGAAUGAAAGAUAGCAACUUUGUGGUUGCGAAAUGGGGUAAAGGUCGUGACUUUAGGCUGUUUGGGUCGGUUCAGUUGGACCAGUUCGUGACGAGUGAUGAUGAGGAUGAAAUGGGGGAGAGUUUCUUUCAGGCAAUUGAGGAGUUGGAGGGGAUGAGGAGGGAGCCCUCUGAUGUUCUUGAGGAAAUGAAUGACCGGUUAUCGGCCCGGGAGCUGCAGCUUGUGCUGGUGUACUUUUCCCAGGAGGGGAGGGACUCGUGGUGUGCCCUCGAGGUGUUUGAGUGGCUCAGGAAGGAGAAUAGGGUCGAUAAGGAGACGAUGGAGCUGAUGGUUUCGAUAAUGUGUGGCUGGCUGAAGAGGUUGAUUGAGGAGGGGAAUGAUGUCGCCGAUGUGAUUGACCUGUUGGUGGAUGUGGACUGUGUUGGUUUGAAGCCGAGUUUCAGCAUGAUGGAGAAGGCGAUUUCGUUGUAUUGGGAGGUGGGGGAGAAGGAGAAUGCGGUUUCGUUUGUGAAGGAAGUGUUGAAAAGGGGGAUUGUGUAUUCGGAGGAAGAUGAUAGAGAUGGGCAUAGAGGAGGGCCUACUGGGUAUCUUGCUUGGAAGAUGAUGGUUGAUGGCAACUAUAGGGAUGCAGUGAAGUUUGUCAUUCAACUAAGAGAAUCUGGGUUGAAGCCUGAGGUUCACAGCUACCUCAUUGCAAUGACAGCUGUGGUUAAAGAACUGAAUGAGCUUGGAAAAGCUUUACGCAAAUUGAAAGCUUUUACAAGAGCUGGGUUGGUGGCUGAAUUUGACUCGGAAGAUGUUGGGCUGAUUGAGAUAUAUCAGUCUGAUCUUCUAGCUGAUGGAGUACAGUUGUCAAAUUGGGUGAUUCAAGAGGGAGGUGCUAAACUCUGUGGGGUGGUUCAUGAGAGGCUUCUGGCUAUGUAUAUCUGUUCUGGACGUGGACUUGAGGCCGAAAGACAAUUGUGGGAAAUGAAGCUUGUGGGCAAAGAGCCUGAUGGGGACCUUUAUGACAUUGUUUUAGCCAUCUGUGCUUCCCGCAAGGAAACUAGUGCCAUAGGAAGGUUGCUUACUAGGACAGAGGUUACCAGCUCUUUAUGUAAAAAGAAAAGCCUAUCAUGGCUGUUAAGAGGUUACAUUAAAGGAGGACAUUUUAAUGAUGCUGCAGAAACAGUAAUCAAAAUGCUUGAUUUGGGCUUGUUCCCGGAGUAUUUGGAUAGAGCAGCUGUGUUGCAUGGGCUACGAAAAAGGAUUCAACAGUCUGGUAUGGUUGACACUUACCUCAAACUUUGCAAGCGCCUUUCAGAUGCCAAUUUGAUUGAAUCAUGCCUUCUAUAUCUGUACAUAAAGAAAUACAAGCUUUGGAUCAUAAAGACAGUCUAGACAAUUUGCAAGAAGUUCAGAGAUUCAGUGAAUAUUGAAGUAUAGUUUCGUGGUUCAAGAUUUAUAGCACAAGCUCCUAUAGUCUCGGUGCUCUUAAAUGCUGAUUUUGUAUAGUUUUGGGAGGCUUCAAGCUCUGACCUGGUCAACCUAGAGGCUGAUAAACUGCAAUAUCUAAAAGUUGUUCUUGAGUAUAUAUUGUUCUCGGGGAUCUUUCACUUGUGUAUAUGGUGGCUACUGUAAACAUAAUAAUGAAGCUUCAACCCUAUGUAAUUAAGUAGACUUCGUAUAUAUGCUACAGGUAUGUUUCACAGGCA